AUGUUGCAAACGUUAAAACGAUUGCCGGUUACGUCACUAAAGUUUCAUAGGUACAAACAUACACCAUAUCCUGCUAAUAAACAAGAGAGUAUUCUAGAUAAUAAAGUGGUAGUUAUAACUGGAGGCGCAGUCGGUAUCGGCUACGAAAUCGCAGACAGAUUCUUAGAGAAAGGUGCCAAAGCUGCAGUGUUACUAGACAUCAAUGCGACGCAAGGUAAAAAAGCCGCCGAAGAACUAAAUUGUAAACACGGAGACAAGAAAAGCGUCUUUAUGAAAUGUGACGUCACAAAAGACUUAGAAGCUGUCUCCAAAGAAAUUUUCGCGACUCACAAAAACGUACACGUGCUAGUGAACAAUGCUGGAAUCCUCAACGAGCCCAAUCCUACGAAAGUUGUUGAUAUCAAUCUAACGGCUUUAAUAAACUGGUCCUUUACAUUUUGGAAUCACAUGAGAAAAGACAAAGGUGGUACAGGGGGGACCAUCAUGAAUCUAUCGUCUAUCUACGGUUUUAGAAUAGACCCAUACAUACCGGUCUACCAGGCAACCAAAUUCGGUAUUAUGGGCUUUACAAGAUCUCUAGGACAUCCGUACCACUUUCAAAAGACUGGUGUGAGAGUUGUAUCUAUAAACCCCGGUUUUACGGAGACUGAGUUGACGGAGAACUUUAAAACUUUACCUGAAGUUCACAAGGAUUUUCUGGAGUUUGUCAAAACUCAGCCGUGGCAGAAAGUAAAAGUAGUUGGGAACGCCGUGGUAUGUGUAUUAGAGAGAGCUGAGAGUGGUACUGCUUGGCUUAUAGAAGGAUCCAAUCCUGUUGCUGAAAUUAAACAUUGCUUUGAUGUCGACCAUUGUAAAUAAACCAUAUUUCAUCCUAGAGCCACUGAAAUAUGAAACAAGCUAAAUACCUGCCCACUUACUGUAAACUUUAUGUCACAUUGUUGGAAGUAAAUAUUUGUCGUCGUUAUCCUUGAAAGUAUUCCAUUAAUAUCUGCUGAUUCAUCGUGUUUGUUCAUGAUAGGUCACAACCCGGUGAUAAUGACAUGGCAUGCUUAACUGUUAUAAAAAAA
Molecule: messenger RNA, 1067 nt
Organism: Cydia strobilella
Lineage: Eukaryota; Metazoa; Arthropoda; Insecta; Lepidoptera; Tortricidae
Product: alcohol dehydrogenase 2-like
Exons: 1
Coding region: 1-858 (285 amino acids)
Cellular component (GO): cytoplasm
Molecular function (GO): oxidoreductase activity, acting on the CH-OH group of donors, NAD or NADP as acceptor
Source: RefSeq, a predicted model, not a curated record